UGGAGAGAACCUGGAGAAUACAAUGGCCGCCUUCCAACAUGCAGUUAACAUUGGAACUGAUAUGUUAGAACUGGAUUGCCAUAUUACAAAAGAUGAACAAGUCGUAGUGUCGCAUGACGCAAAUCUGAAGAGGUCAACUGGAAUCAAUGUAAAUGUCUCUGAUCUCAAAUAUUGUGAGCUCCCACCUUACCUUUGCAAACUGGAUGUCCCAUUUCAGAGAGCAUGCAAGUGUGAAGGAAAAGAUAACCGAAUUCCAUUGCUGAAGGAAGUGUUUGAGGCCUUUCCUGAGACCCCCAUUAACAUCGACAUCAAAGUCAACAACAAUGUACUGAUUAAGAAGGUCUCAGAACUGGUGAAGCAGUAUAAGAGAGAGCACCUGACUGUGUGGGGCAAUGCCAGCUCUGAGAUUGUGGAGAAAUGUUACAAAGAGAACUCAGAUAUCCCAAUACUCUUCAGCCUACAGCGUGUUCUACUCAUCCUUGGUCUUUUCUUCACUGGCCUCUUGCCCUUCGUGCCCAUCCGAGAACAGUUCUUUGAAAUUCCAAUGCCUUCUAUCAUACUGAAGCUAAAAGAACCACACACUAUGUCCAAAGGUCAUAAGUUUCUCAUCUGGCUUUCUGAUACCCUAUUAAUGCGGAAAGCUUUAUUUGACCACCUCACUGCCCGGGGCAUCCAAGUAUACGUUUGGGUUUUAAAUGAAGAACAUGAAUACAAAAGAGCUUUUGAUCUGGGAGCCACUGGAGUGAUGACAGAUUACCCAACAAAGCUUAAGGACUUCCUUAAUAAUUUUCCCAAUUAAGUAAGAAAGAAAGGGUCUCAGAAUUACUCAAUAGAGACACGACGUGAAAAGAUCUGAGGAAAAGUGUGCCACCAUGGUUUCUCUGAGAUUUACAGAAUGGUAAAAAGGUGUAAUCAGUUAAGUUCUUAUUACCUCAUUUUAAAGCCUGUAUGGGAAUGUAGAAACUUCUCUAUACUGUAUAUUUAUUUUUCAACAUUAUUGCAUAUUUUACAUUGGUAACUUGUUUCGAAAGAUAACUGGCUAUGAGAUGUAAAGUAGAUCAUUGAUCAAGAUGGCUAUAUGUGAUGCAGUAGUCUUCUAUUGUAAAUCUGAAAUCAAAGACUAGAGGCCGAAUCAGGCAUCAGCCUUCACUGAGAACAAGAUCAGCUAUAGGAAAAGAAGAUUAUUGAGCUGGGCAUGGUGAUGUGAGCCUAUAAUCCCAGCACUUGGGAGCCUGA
This is a messenger RNA of Onychomys torridus (southern grasshopper mouse), 1236 nucleotides long. It is a transcript of the gene Gdpd1, whose product is annotated as glycerophosphodiester phosphodiesterase domain containing 1. Gene Ontology annotation, biological process: N-acylethanolamine metabolic process; glycerophospholipid catabolic process. Gene Ontology annotation, molecular function: phosphoric diester hydrolase activity; phosphatidylcholine lysophospholipase A1 activity. Gene Ontology annotation, cellular component: endoplasmic reticulum membrane. Lineage: Eukaryota; Metazoa; Chordata; Mammalia; Rodentia; Cricetidae. The transcript is spliced from 9 exons. The coding region runs from base 23 to 799 and encodes 258 amino acids. The record is from RefSeq and is a predicted model, not a curated record.